Molecule: messenger RNA, 3177 nt
Organism: Labrus bergylta (ballan wrasse)
Lineage: Eukaryota; Metazoa; Chordata; Actinopteri; Labriformes; Labridae
Gene: ntm
Product: neurotrimin
Source: RefSeq, a predicted model, not a curated record
CACAAAGUGCGCGUCUUCUUUCUUUUUAUAUUGGGCUUUACCUACAUGGUGUUCGUACUGAAGGCUGUUCAGAUAAGUACGUUAAGCACUUAUCUGGAGGAUUUCUUGCUUCUUGUUUAUGUUCCACAAACUUCGGGGAGCAGUAGAGACACCAGCAGCCACCGCCACACACGCGGGACUAUUUUUUUCUUUUCGUUAUUGAAAACAGUAAACAGUGGAGGUUUUACAGUGCAGGAGACAGGCGGACAGGGUCGAGUGUCUCCCCUCCCCUGCGCACCGCGCCACUAUACCUGGCGAGAAGAUUUGGAUUAAGACUAAUGAACUGGGGGGUAAAUAAUCUCCACGGGACGGUUCACUGGACACAACACGACUCAUUGUCUCGCUCUGGGAUUCUUUUGUGCACCUUUUUAAAAAAAAUAUAUUUUAACGGCUGAAAACGAUGUCUGUUCGGGGACACUUUGUGGCUUUUUUCAAAUGCACAGUUAUUCUCUCUCUGAGGAUGUUGCUUAUUGUGCCUGCAGGGUUGCCUGUCCGCAGCCAAGGGGAUUCUCAAUCCGACAACGAAGUGAUGGACAAUAUCACCGUCCGACAAGGAGAGGACGUCUACCUCAGGUGUAAACAGGGAGAUGUGGUCACACACACAGCAUGGCUCAACCGGUCCAGUAUUCUGUAUGCAGGAGAGGACAAAUGGUCUGUGGAUCAGAGAGUUAGUCUGGUGACUCUCAAUCAGGAGGAGUUUACCAUCAAAAUUGAAAAAGUGGAAAUGACAGAUGAGGGACAGUACGUGUGUGCAGUCCAGACGAGCAGUCGACCGAGAACCACCUCAGUGCACAUCCUCGUCCAAGUACCACCAAAAAUCAUCAACCUGUCGAGAGAUCGUACUGUAAAUGAAGGCUCCAACGUCACCCUGAUGUGCCAGGCCAGCGGUAAACCGGAGCCCUCCAUCAGCUGGAAAUCCUCCUUAGGGGACCUGGCCUCAGACGAUGAGUACCUGGAAAUCCUGUCUAUCUCCAGACACAGAGCAGGGACGUACAAGUGCACAGCUGUCAACGAUAUCGACACAGACGACCAGACCGUCGACAUCACCGUCAACUAUGCUCCAACUGUGUCAGAGGGCAGAGACGUCGGAGUGACUCUGGGCCAGAGAGGAGUUCUGGAGUGUGAGGCUGAUGCAGUGCCUGAGGCAGACUUUGAGUGGUAUAAAGAUGACAGAAGAAUCUUCAGUGGCAUCGAUGGCGUGGAAAUCCUGAACACUGGAUCGUUGUCCAAGCUGAUGUUUCAUAAUGUGUCCGAUGGAGAUUACGGCAACUACACUUGUAUCGCAAUCAACAGCAUCGGGAGCUCCAACAUGAGCUUUCUUCUGUUUGUGGUAAUUGAACCCACUAGCGCCACACUAAUGCAAGAACCGAGAACAGUUCAGGACGGCAACGGCGGACCAUCGGGAAUCAACUCACACUGCUGGCUCCUCUUCAUAGCUCUUCUGCCAUUCCUGCUUCAAUUUUGAAGAGGGUUGGAAUCGAUCACAAGAAGUUUGUGUGUCUGUGUGUGUCUGUGUGUGUAUGCGUGUGCGUACGAGUGAGUGUUUUUUCUUUUCUUUAUUUUUGUUUUUAACCAGAACCAUAAAGUGAUGCACGAUGAGUGUGCAUCGAGUACCCUGCUUACCUAAUUAUGUUGACCCACUAAAUAAGUCAAUAACAAAACAUUCAGAUUUUGCUUUUUUUAAGAUCUUAAAGGUAUAACACCUUUUCUCGCAUUAUAACUGACAUGUGUUUCGAUAUGUUCCCCUCUAAAUGACGUUAUUCUGAAUUGUCUCUUUCAUUUAAAACUCUUGUAACAAAGAAAAAAAAUGUUUUAAAUGUGGUACCUCCUUUUUACAAUUGAUUUGUCUUUAAGUUUGGACUACAUUGCAUAUUCAUCUCAACUCCAGUAAAAGGCAAAUUACAGCAAGUAUGCGAGGUGAAUGUUAAAUACCUCAAAGUCAAACCGAGACGGUUUAGCAGAAGAAUCUAGGAUACCCAGAGGCUGCAAGUUUGACAUUAUCAUAUUUUAAUGUAAAAUAAUGAUCAUUCUGCGUGGUUGUUUGAAGCAGAAUUGUUUUUGACCUUUGAGUAUUUUGAUUCUCAGCAUUAGAGAUCUACUUACAGUUGUGUUAUGCUAAUUUCAUUUUUUUUAAUUAUGUUUAGUUUUGAAUAUUUUGAGAAGGCAAAAAAAUGAAGUUGUAAUUAUUUAGGACGAUAUCCUAGUUUAUAUGUCUUUGUUGUUUAUUUUUCUUUACCAGGAUGGUUGUACACUAAUGGUGUCAUAAAUAAUUGUUAUGAUUAAACAGUUAAACAAGAAGACGGAUUUUACUCCACUUUUGUGGAGCUGACAUCUGGUUUAAGUUCUGCAGAUUUAUUACUGCGGUUGCUACACGUGUUUCAACACCAUUCCUACAGGGCACCAUUUAUUUAUUUUUUCCCCAGGAGAAAAUGUUGCUGUUAAUGUUCCGAACCAGCACCAGAGAGGGUUAGAGGUCACUCAAUAACAUCAGGUUACUAGAAAAUAAAAAAGAGUUUUGCAUGUAUUUAGACACCAAUAACCCAAAGACUUAGCAGUUUUUACAACAUCUCACUUCACAGGAUUUCUGUUCACUAGUCUCAACACCAAACAAAACAUGUGGACACUUUUAAAAAGUAGUGUAUUCUUUUCACAAACAUAAGAGGGAGACGUGACCAUGUGAGUGGUUUUGGAAAACAUAUAAAAUCCUAGAUACCUUUAAACCAAAAUGUAUAGUUUGUGGUUUAUGACUGUAAAAAUGCUCGUCUGAACACAUUUCCAGAUCUUUUUGAAAUAUAAAGAAAAUGCAGGCGCACUGUACAGUAUGCAAGCCAACUGCAAUAAACUAAGGUCGAUCACAGGCGUGAGCAAACGGGCUGCAACUGCUCUCAUCACUUUUUUGAUAUUUCUGCAUUUUCAGAAAAAGACAUGAGUUAUAGGAAGAGGAUAAAAAUCAGCCGCUGGCGUUUUUUUAGAGGCAGAAGGCGACAAUGCUUGUUUAGUUGUAAGCGUGAGAACUUUAUGCAACAAUCAAAACCUCUCACAACACAGCACCAACACUGACAGACAUUUUUAUUUUCUCUCACAUCCCCUUGCUUUGGAAAAACCAUUUACACCAAGCUGACCACACUCUCAGCUCCA